Messenger RNA from Xyrichtys novacula (pearly razorfish), 16230 nucleotides. Lineage: Eukaryota; Metazoa; Chordata; Actinopteri; Labriformes; Labridae. The record is from the annotation of a GenBank genome assembly.
CAUUCCUCUCUGAUCAGCUGCACAAAGCACUGUAGGGAGGAGAUAAAGCACAUUCUUCUACUCCUUCUUCUCCUUCUUCUUCUCCAGUAUCAUCUCUGGCCUCUCCAUCUUGAUUCCCCUCCCCCCCACCUCAGCAUCCAUACCAUCCUUUACACCAGCUUGCGAGGACCAAACCAGGGAGGGAGUCGCACCACAGCAGGAGGGAAAGAUGAGAAAAAGAUGGGAUGAGUGCAUGCUUCAUCCUGCGAGAUGAACAAAGCUGUGUUGGUGAUUUAGUAGCCGUGCAACAUCUGAGCUGCUGCUGGAUUUACGCCAAGCGCAGGUUCGAUUGACCAUAGGAGACUGAGUGCCCCUCUGACCUCCACAGGCCGGGAUGAAUCACAGAGAGUGUGAAAGGUUUAUAAGGAAAGGGAGGAGGUGAAAGUGAGAAGAAUAGAGUAUUUGGGUUGAAUCUGAUAGACUCAAUCAAAACUCAGGGAAUUGAAAAGAAACGAGGUUGGGAGGCACACGACUGCACUUUCUAUUGUUUUGAGUUUCUACAUGAGAUUGUAAUGUAUUCAGGCUUUAUUUGAUAAUUCACCAUGCAGAGAGCUAUAGAACUGGAAGAGAUGGGGUGACAUAGAUCCCAUUAGACUCUCUGGAGCCAGGAGGGCACCCCGCUGAAGGAUAAAUUGUUUGAUGUAAUUUUCUUCUCACGGGGGUAGCAGGAUUGGAUGAUGUAUAAUGAUCCAGCCAUGAAGCCUGCAGCACGGACAACAGUUAAUAGUAACUCAUAAGCAAAGCCUAUAAGAGCUUUCAUCCUCCUCCUGCAGUAAUUGGUCCUCUGCCUACAGGCUCUCUUCACGCUGAGGGCGCCCCCGUGUGGCGGACAGCAGGAGCGCGCACGCCGCGGGGGGUUUAAAAGCCUGAACCGAGGACGAGCAGCCCACAGUACCAAGAAGCUCCACGGUGGGAAAAGUUUACCUCCAACUAUUCUGCUCGAUUCAAAGGACGGAGAAACAGCGGAGAUGGCAACUCAAGCACAGCAGCCGCCCCACCUGCAACUGGCUGAGCUCACCGCCGCUCAGUUCAUCGACAUCUGGAAGCAUUUUGACGCAGACGGUGAGUGCGCAAAGUAUUCACCUGUGUAACUGAUGCGGAGAUAACUGAGAGGUUAAUUAGUCUGGAUGAGACGCUAGAGCAUAUACUUGUUUAAAAUGACUGUUUAAAUCGAAAUUUAGGGUUCAUUAUUUACUUUUUCAGUCAAGUUUGUAAACAGAAAGAGUUUUAAUCCGUCUUGAAAUGAUCGAGUGAGGCGCAAAACCAACAAAUUGAAAUAUCUAAUGAUGGAAUAGAAUCAAAUUUUCCCGGCUAAGUUAAAUUUUCUACAACAUCUUUGAGGAAUAUUGUGGAUUUAUUAUUUCAAAGGCUGUCUAUAAAUAUAAUUACUCUUCCUUUUCGCUUAAAACUGCACAAAUAAUGAAGGUCUAUGUAAAAAAAUGCAAGCACAAAAACGCAGGGCGAUCAUUCAGUGUAACUUUUGUGUGUUUUUGUUGCGUUUGAGGUGCUCUGAUGGUCUUACACAUUGAUGAAAAAGAUUGAAGUGUUCUCUGUCAGAGUUCAGAGAUGAAGAGGAGGCUGCAAAAGAGGGAGAGAGAGAAAAGAUAACGGGGGAUGGAGGCUAAAAUGAAGAAGAAUGAGAGGGUUAAGAAUUGAUGGGGGAUGAAAGGAUUCAGAGAAAAAGAGAGAGAGUAGAGGAUGAGGAGGUGAGGAAGAGAGGAGAAGAAGGGUGUUUUCUACUGGAGUUUACUGGGAGGAGCCUCUGGAUCUGAGGGCUUACUGGGAAUUAAGUAGUGAAAUUUAUGAGUGUGUGUGUGUGUGUGUGUGUGUGUGUGUGUGUGUGUUGGUGCAUCCACUGAAAAGAAGGCCAUAAAUAUGAAAUGGAAUCAAAGUAUUAAAAGCGAAAGCAUUUAUCAUGCAGUCAUUACAGAGCCUCUGGUUUUAGAGAUGUAUUAUCAUCACUGGGUCAUUUGCAUAAUGUACUAAUGAGAAUUAUUUAAUGCUGUUCUGUGAUUAAAUCUCUAUCCGUUGAAGCUAAAGUGAUUAGUGUAAAUUAGUCGAUUAAAAAUGUGUUAUUUUACGAAUUGAAUGAUAAAAUGUAAACCUUUGUGAAGUUCUGUCAGCGUGUGCUCAGAAGAAUUGAAAAGGAAAAAUGACCAUUAUCUGCAUUUGAUGUGUGUAAAUCUGUGAUUGGAGGUCGUCUUCCUCAGUGAGCUCCUUGAUGCCUGAGUGGUAUGACUGUGAGGUUUCACAAUAGGGGUGGGAGAAUAAAUCGAUACAGCAUAGUAUCACGAUAUUUUGUCUGGUGAUAUAUUAUAUCGUCUCAUUUACCAAGUAUCGAUUUUUUCAAAUCAAUUGUUGAUUUGAAGUCAAAUCUAUGAUAAUGGAAAAAUAAAAUCAACUGUCUGUCCAGUGAGGUUGGCGCUGACGGGGGAAAGACAUUAGGAAUGCAAGCAGGGCACAAAUGAGAUGGACCUGACUCAUUAGGUUUGCAAGAUAUGCAACUUGAAAAUAAAAUACUGUGUAAAUAAGACAAACAUAAAGGAAAGACAAAUGCUCAAUUAGCUAAACAGUUGAAAAAAAUGUGUAAAUCACAAUAUAUUGUGGCCAAAGUAUCAUGAUAAUAUCGUAUUGUUGGGCCACUGGUGAUUCCCACCCCUACUUCACAGUAUCUGUAGUAGUGUUGGUCUGGGGUUUGACUGUAGCUGGGAGAAAAGGUCAUUAUCUGGAUUUCUGGGAUCUUUCAUGAAACUGCUUUUUCAGCACCUCAUGUAAAUAUGCUUUUGACAGAAAAGAGCCAAGCUUGCUGUCUAGUCUGGGCAUUUCUCUCCUGUUUGUUGCUGUUUCUACUCUUGGCAGUGAUGUUGCCUUUGGUAGUAAAAGGGUUCACCAAAUGUUUUAGUUGAGACAGUAAACCCAUGUCUCUUUAACAACUGCACACUAAGGCACCUCUUUCUGCUUCUUCCUAUGGUUGGCAAAAGGCUCCCUGAUGUUACUUAUGUUACAUAAUAUUUUGCGACCCUAACACUGAAAGGUGGAGCCCUCUACUUCCUUCAAGUUGUCAUUGUUAAAAAAUAUCAGGCCAUCAGAUCCAAAAAAACUCGAUGAGAGGGUCUAACUAUACACAUUUGUACAUAAGGAGCAGCAGGGGGCUAAGAACAAAGCCCUGGGGUACUCCAUUGUAAAGUUUUAGGGUUAAGGAGUCGUGCCUAUCGACACUUUGGGUUAGGUUGAGGGUUUAGUGUCAGGCUCUUGGGCUUGCUAACAGAAGGAUGACCUGACAGAUCUACAUUUUCUUGCUGUGUUUGUCUUUUGUGACAUUUACCAGAAUAUAUUUGUGGGCUUUGACUGUUAGACACUCCAAGCAAGCACUGUAGCACUAACCAUUUUUAAUUAAUUUUAUCACUCAAACAAUUAAGGAAAUAUUCAACACAAUGUUUGUUUUAAAGCCCCAAGAAUUUGGCAUCAUUUUUAUAUGUGGAUUUGAAUAAACAUAUCUUUAAUCUUUAAGCAGUAAUGUCUUAACGGAGCAAAGGGCAUCGACUGAAAAGUGAAUAUUGGGGUUUUACUUUAUUUUGUGUUUGUCUGUUUUCAUUUUAGUAUUAUUUGUGCCUUUAUUUCUUAGCAUUAACUGGGACCAGAAGUGAAACUAUUUAUUUCUGACAGUAGUUACACUGUCAGAAAUAAACAAGAUUUAAUCCUGAGAACCAGAAUGAAACAGAAAAGUUUUGAGGGAACAUAGAUUAUUAAUUUGCUGUGACACAGACAACAUCAGAAACUUUUAAAAAUGAGACGUGCUUUGAAGAAAAAGCAAAUGCAUAGUAUUAAUUAACAGAUCAAUGGCUUAUUAAGACAAAACUGCUUAGACCUUUAAGCCAGCAACGUCUUUAUUUUCAGCUAUCAUCUUCAAGGAGCUCUAUUGGAGACAUUUGUUUUAAGUGCUCCGCUCAAGGCCACUGCACUAAUGAGGGUGAAGAAACUCAAGCUAAUUACUUCCUCACCUAGAGGGCAGAUCAAGGACUGGAUUACAUAAGCAACAAAAAAUCCUCUGCCUUUUGGAGCCUAAAACUCUGAAGUUUAAAACCUCCUAAAGUUUUCACAACAUGUUUUAUUGUACAAGUUAUUUUCAACUUUAACUUUGCUUGAUUUGUGUGUGGGCACUAAAACAUGUUUUAAAGCCUUUCUUUUAUCUGAUGUUAUUCAAUAACUUUAAUAAAACAACCAUUCUGUCAGUUAAAUACUCUAGACUAGAAAUCCUUUUAAAAGAAUCUGAGUUCACUUUUAGUCAACAUGUAACAUCUACUGCUGAGAUCUUUUGGACAGUUUAGACCAAAACCCCAUGUUAAAAAAUGAGCCUGUUUGCGUAUUUACACUCAGAAAAGGUCACAUAAAUACAUCCUUUACAUCCGUCUUCAAAGAUAGUUUAUUCUCCUCUGGUCUUGAUUAUUAUAUCUUGUUCACUGUUAAAUUAAAAUCUACACAGUACUUAUAUCCCCCUCAGUCUUACCUGGCUUUAAAACCCUUCAUACUAUGUUCAAAUUGCAAAUACAGAUAUGGCAUACUCAAACCUGCAGUUCUGCAUUAAUGCGUAUACGAUGUAGAUUUUUUUUAUUUAUUUAUUUUUACUAGAAGUGACUGAAUUUGAAUUUAAGGGUGGCUCAUAAAAACAAGGAUGUAAAAAAAAACAAAAGAAAUCAAUUGAUCAAACUCAAGAAGAAAGAGAGCUCAGAACUUUCUCACUGCUCCAGUACAAAAUACAACAGUGGACAAACUAUGACCUGUACUGACCUGUCUUUGAAGAAGAUUCAAUAUCUACUUAGACUCUGCUGCGCUCUUGGCUGUUUCUGCAUCAGUCUGUAAAGAUGUUCAAUACACACAGCUGUCUUGGCCAAACCUGCAGUUCUGCAUUAUGGCGGAUACCAUGUUUUACCCUCUUUUGGAGCCAGCCUCCAAUGGCCUCUUGAGGUACUUCAGUUUUGGCAGCUCAGUAAUGGUUUAAUUCUUGGACCCCUGAUAUUACUGCUUGGACCUUUCAUAGUUAUAGAUCAGGAACUUUCACAAGCAUCUAUAUUGAUAAGCAAUAACCCUGGGCUAAGAGCCUCUGAUAAGUCCCCCUGCCCUCCCUCCCACUCCUCUUCCUCUCCUUCCCUCCCUAUCUCUGUAUAUUUCUCCCCAACUCAGCAUUGGCAGGUAGCUGCCUAACAUGAGUCUGGUCCCGCUCAAGGUUUCUGCCUGUUUAAAAAGGAAAUUUUUUCAUUGCCACUGUCACUCAUGUUAGAUGAGAUGGGUCAAAUCUGUCUCAUCUUGAGGUUGGGUCUUGGUAAUUCAUCAAACAAUGAGUGUGGUCUAGACCUGCUCUUUACCAACAACUGUUGUGAUUUGGCGCUGAAUAAAUAAAUUUGAUUUGAAUUUUGAUUUGUGUAUAAAGUAUUCAAUACCAUCAUUUAUGAAUGAACCACUGUGAACAGUGAGGAGGACUGAAUUAGGAGAAAAGGUUUCUCCACACAGAAGCAGUCCAGCUCAAAGUAAACUACAGUCUUGUGUCCACUCAGUAUAAAACUGUCUAUUUCUGGGGAUUGUGCUGGAGGUGCAUUACUUGCAUUGCCGCAUCAACAGGUUGUUGUCUUGACCACAGCUGCAGAACAGCAGUGUCCAGCUGAAGCAGAGAUCCAAUUGGCUGCAGGGAAAUUUAGGACAGUCAGAACAAGUGACAAGUGAAAGAAAGAAGAUAAAACAGUAAAAUGAACUCAUCGGGGCUCCUCUCACAUCAUAAGACUUGUUUUUUUGGUGUGAGACUUUUUGUUGUCGUCAGUCAUUAUAAGUUUGACAUCUGGAUGAAUUUGGAGUUGGGAUGGGAUGGCAAUCAGCAGUUGAGCUGUGUGUGAAAAUGUUUUUGGAAGAAGGAGACUGCAUCUGCUCAGUGUGCAGUGGUGCGCUCCAUGGGGCAGCUGAGAUUUGUAAUGCAGUUAAACACUGACAGCAAGCCCUGAUGAGCUGGGAACAUUGUUGUGGGUCUCGGUAGCAUUUUACAAAGAUUUGAGCAGACUCCUCCUUCUGAUUAGAUUGUUUUGUUCCUCACUUUCCUGACCUGGGGACUGUACCUUUAAACAGCUCUUUCAGCCCUGUAGUUUAGAUUACAUAAUUGCCGAAUGAAAAGCAGUAAACUUGAAUUUGUCAGCUAGAAAGGAAAACUGGGUUCCUGCUGAGACAAACUGAAGCAUAAAGGAUCUGCUGAGACAUCUUGUUAAAACAUUUAAAUCAUAUCAGAAGAUCACGCUUUAGCAGUAUAUAGGGUUCAACACAUGGGAUUAAGCAGAGCAAGGUUUUCUAUUCAGUGAUAAUAUCUUUUAUUUAGACUUAACUGUUUCCUCGAGAGAGACGCACACAUUUAGAUCAAGAAAAGACGAUUUGCUUGUGUAAAGGACAAAUUUUGGCUGUGCAACCCAAACUCUCUGCUGUUACACUAUGGACACAAUAAAUAGGUCAUAUUGACAUUCAUGAAUGCAUUUUGUUAGAUUGAAUUACUUGAGCCCAAUUUCACAGACACAGCUGUUUGUAGCCAAGUUACGAGGUUGCAGCACUCGGUAAAAUAAUCACUGUUUCUGGUAAAAACUAAUCUCUGCUGAGCCAGAAUGCCAAUGAUGGUUGAUCUGCCCCUUAGGUCAAGAUUGAUAUCUGGGAGGAAAACCCCGAAAACUAAAGCAUAGAUUCAUACAGAAAUUCAGAGUUCCCAGAAGAUGAACUCUAUGAACUUGGUUUUUCUCCAGCACCACAUGGUUGUUACGCUGAUUCAAAUACAUGAUGUCUGUUGAAUGGAAGCCAUAGUUUUUGGAAGACAUGUUUCUAUACCCAACUGGAUAGAUAUUAGAUCUUUGUUAAAAUAAAAAAGCACCUGUGAGGAGUUUUUUUUUCACAUUUAUUAAAUAGGCUGAAAUCCAGAUUGACACAUGUUGAUGAAAUCCUAAAGCAAACAAAGCCAUCAGCGACGAGACUGAUGAUCCAUAUAUUGCAAUUUUGAAUGUCCAAGUCUGGAGCAAACGGGUGGGUGUUGGUUGAGCAAGUGAAUAAACAUCACUGUUUUUACACUUUUCGUGUGAAAUAUUCACCCUGAAUAAAACAUUUGGUUGACGAAAAUCAGCAAGAGGAUUUUUUUGUUGCCAAAUCGCAACUUAAACAUUUAGAGGACAAGAUCAGCAAAGACUGAUUUGUCCACAAGGGGCAUCGAAAGCAACAUGAACCAAAAGCUCAUGACAGGAUCUUUAGCGUAUUUUAUGAAAGUGUCAGACCGUGGAUUUUUGUCUUAAUCACACUAUUGCAGUAUGAUAUGAUUUACUGAAUGCUUGACUAACAUCUUAUGUUCCCAUUAGUAUUUAAAUAGAUUAGCAUUUAUUGACUUUGCAGAUGUGCUUAUCAUAGCUGGAGAACAUGGUAAACACUGUAUGCAGAUGACAUCAGUAUGUAGUAUGUAAGAUUCAACAUUGUCCACUUCAGUUGUAACAGAAUCUGACUAACACUCAUGUAAAGUAAAUCAAGUUUUUCUUCUACCAUGUGCCAGUCUUUGCUGUUGCUAAUGCAGUCUGUGGAGUUUUGAUCUGGUCAUAUCUAAACAACCAGCUCAACCCAAGCACAGAUGGUGGCAUGCAGCACCUAUGACAUGUAGUGAUCAAAUCAAUCUGAAGGGAGAUGAGGAGAUGGGAUUGGAGGGGAGGGGGGUCAAUGAUCAGAAUGUAAAGAAGAUGAGAGGAUCAGAGAUUAAGAGAUGAUGGGGGGCUGAGUCUAUACACUUUAGUCUCUGCAUCAGUGUUUUGUCCAGAAUUGAAGUAAGAUUUUAUCAACGUAUAUUUUGUUUACAAUAAAAGGCACAAACCUCCCAUCCCCACUGGGAUUAUGGACAGAUGGGACUCAUUCCUAUGAUUAAAAAGAGUGAAGUGGAUGUCCUAUAUGUUUCUCUGGCUGUCGGGGGAAACAACAGAGUAAAUUAUGAUAUUAAAUCAUCUCGGUCAUGAGGCUGUCUAAGAAGUUCAAAUCUAAACAGAGGGACAGGAUGCCCCAAUAAGCAUCAAUCUGCCCACUUUCACCCUCUUAGGCAACGAAACCCUCAUUAUACUGCUUACACUCAAACUGCACUGCUGGCCUCUCGUGGUUUGUUUUCUUCUGCUGCAACACAUCGCUGAAUCUCAACAAUCCCUGUCGCUGCUUUACACUAAUUUGGCUGAUAUAUAUGGAUGAGUUUAGACGUCAGUCCCCAGAGAAAGUGAGUUUAUGAUUAAAAGAAUUUCAGUUUUGUGGAGAUGAUAGGGGUUGAUAAUGUUUAAUCCUGCUGUUGGCUUCACAAAUGACAAGAGUUGAUCUACUAAAGUUUACACCUCCUGUUUUGACUUGCAUCAAAAAAAAUGAUUAAAGUACACUUCAUAAGAUGCUUAAGUUAAAAUAAGCAGCUUAAUAAUCUGCUACAUUGGGUCCCAUCACAGAACAUUUUCAGACUGGACUAGCAUUCAGGGUUUGAUGACUUUUUCAAAAUUCUAAGACCCCUAGUGAUUUUUAAUCUUUCAUCUAAGCCUUUCAUCAAAGUUUUGAAAAGUCAACAAAGCUCCAGACUGCUUAAAAGGUCCACAACAUUAUUUUGUGCCAAACUAAUUUAGUUCAUUGGUUCUCCACAGGAAACGGCUACAUUGAAGGGAAGGAGCUGGAAAACUUCUUCAGAGAGCUAGAGACUGCCAGACGAGGAGCCGGCGUGGUGAGCCUCUAGUUAUUUAUUUACUUAAAGUCACCCAAAGUGACAAAGCCACAAGAUUGAUGCUGGUUCAUUCAGGCUACAUUUAUGUACUGCAUAUUGGUUUUGCCAAUAGAGUUUUUGAAGUGAAUAAAGAUAAUGUCUUUAGUGUUGGAGGUGAAAAACUUUUCUUCUUUUGAAAUAGGGUCUGAACAUAGGGAAGGAAAAGAAAUCAAGUAUAGUGUCGAAUCAAAUUAAGUUUUUUUUGUAUAGUACAUUUUAAAAAAACAUAAUUGACUACACUGCUAUACAAGCUCAAAAUAGAGUUGAUAAGAACACAAUAGAACACAAUUGAUAAGAGCAUACAAAAUGUCAGAAGUGAACUUUUUUGAACUCUGAUUUAAUGUGUUUGCAGGACCCAACACAUGCUGCAUUCAAAGAGAAGAUGAGGGAGUUCAUGGCAAAGUUUGACAAAAAUGCUGAUGGGAGAAUUGAGAUGUCGGAGGUGGGGAAACUAACUUAAAUCAGCUACUUUCUCAUGUAUUUGCACUGUAAAUCAUCUUAAGAACUGCAGAUACUUGCAUAAUGCUUCUUUUGAAAAAUCUUUUUUAUUUAUAAGAUGUAGACCUCAGACCAUAAAAAAUAGAAAAAAAAAACCUAAGUCUCCUAUCUUUCACUCUGUAGCUGGCUCAGCUUCUGCCCACAGAGGAAAACUUCCUCCUGUGUUUCAGAGAGUUUGUGGGGUCCAGUGCUCAGUUCAUGACAGUAAGUAUGAAAAUAAACAUCAUUACCUUGUUGAUGUCUCGUGUCCGUGUUCAUUAGAUAUUUCAUUAUUAUUAUUGUAGUGUGACAUUGAAACAAAACACUUCGCUUCUCUAAGGAAAUCUUCUUAUCUGAUGUCAUUUUUAUAUUAUCCUGGGUUAUUAUAUCCUAUCAUGUUAUAUCCUAUUGUAUUGUAUCGUACCGGUCACAUCAUUGUUUUGUAUUGUAUUGUAACAAAUAGUAUCAUAUUGCAGCUUAGCCUCUCAUACCAUAGGAUAUUGUGCCGUGUUGUUUCACAUCUUAUUUAAUUGUGUUAUACUCUUUUGUGUUGCAUCAGUUCACACCAUACCACAAAGCACUAAGCUGACAUGUCUUAUUGUUUACAAUGUUAUCUUAUCAUUUUGUAUAAUUUUGUAUUGAUUGUAUUGUAUUUUCUUGUAUCAUAUACUAUCAUAUCAAAUUGUAGGUGACUAUAUCUUACUGAAUAGUCUCAUGUUGUUUUGAAUUGUAACGUAGCCUGUAGUAUCAUAUCCUACUGUAUAUUAGGGUAUUGUAUCAUUAAUUUGUGCUGAGCCACAUUGUAUCAUCAUCUCAGUUUGGACUCCCUCUGCUCGGUUCUAAACAGUUGCUGACUAACUGCUUAACUUUUUAUAAGCUGAAUUCUCCUCAAAUGCCUCCGGCCAGCUCUGCCGUCACAGCUCCCCCUGUGGGACACAUGUUCAUUUGCCCCACAAUUCUCUUUAUAUCCCUGCCAAGUUACAACGCCUUGUUUGUGAUCCAGUGAGGGUUUUUAAAUGUUAAUUUACAGCCUGGAUCCCAUGUCUCAAACUCAAACACCAAAAAUGUUAGGUACCGUACUGUAAGCAGCUUUUACUGGUUGGAGCCAUCCCUUAAGGAGUAAUGUCAACUUCAGAUUAUAUCUAUCUAUCCAUCUAUCUAAAACAAUGCUAAAAUAAUAACUCAUACAAACUGUAUUUACAGAUUUUAAACACAUAAUUUGAAAUGUUUGGCUUAUCCGUAAUCAACUCACACUAAUCAUUAUAAGAUUAACCUCUAAAUAAAACUUUCCAUUGGCUCUAACUGCUUCACCAUAUUGUAAUCAACUGCAUGUUUGCCCCACACUCUUGUCUGAACACCCAGUAACGCCUCUUCUUUCUUGCAUAAGGAAAAUGGUAAAGCAUCGCACAUCUGGUCCUCUGUUAUUGAAAAUAACAUACCCACACUUGGUGAAAACCCUCCACAACCCGAGCCCGAGGAGGAAUUUCAGUGUUGUGAUGUGCAGGCUUCUCUGUGCGUUAAAGCUAUUCUAAGACAGCCAUACAUUAUGAAUGGGGCACAGCUUUCUGUUGGGGGAAGGUAGUGAGUGCUGGUGGGGUUUAGGUAUCCAUCUUUGAUAAGAGCUUUGACAUACUCUAUAUUUAAACUAUAUCAGACGAAAACCCUCAUACCACUCUCAUUUCUCUUGGUGCAGUUUUUUUCUUUGUAUUCAGUUAUAUGUGCCUGAUAACACGGUUAAGGUAGACCACCUUUCUCCUCAGAGCUAUCAUAAUAACAUCUAUCUUCCUCUGCAGGCCUGGAGGAGAUAUGACUCUGACAGGAGUGGAUACAUUGAGUCGAAUGAGCUGAAGGUGAAACACACAUGCCAAACUCUGCAAAUUGCUUUUUAAUUGAUGCCAAACUAUUUAAGCUACAUGCCACCAACACAGCUGCUUUGACAACAGAUUUUUGAUGGUUUGCAAUCCAUUUAGAUCCUAUAUGCAAUUGUAAAGAGUGCAAAGCUUGAAAUGUAAAAAUGUUUCUGUGCAGUGUGUGCUCAGUCUGUAUGUGAAGCCAGCAGCAGGUUUGGAAUUUAUUGAGACAGUCAUUUUCACCUCUUCUUUUAACCACAUUGUAAACAUUUAGGAACUGAAGGAGCCAGUUUUUGGAGUGGUCCUGCUGUUUUGCUAACACAUGUAAGGUCCUCAUUGAAUAAAGCAUUGUCUGGAUCAUGGAUGGCAGCACGUGUUGCUCCAAAACCCAUACCAUGGGCCAAUGCUGGGUUUUGAACUCUUUGCUAGGUUGUCCCUCUCCUCUGUAGAGCAGACACACUAAGCAUGAUUUCCAAACAAAUUGUCCUAUUUGAUUCAUUAGACUACAAGGCAAUUUUCCACUUAUUCCCAGUACACCUUACAAGGGCGUGUCCCUGGAGAAGUUGCCUGUGCUUCAGGAUCGUGUUCAUGUAUGGCUUGCUAAAAUGGCUUGCUAUAAAUGCAGCAACAUUUUGGCUUCACACACGAGAGUUUUGGGAAGUGAUUUGGAGCAGCUGCAGUGAUAACAGCGCUGCCUGAGGGCCCAAACAUCAUGGUAAUUGGGUGUCAGUUUUCAGCCUUCCGCUAUUUUUCUGUCCAGAGUUUUUUUUUGUCAGAUUUGUUGUAUCUUUAAAUGACAUCACACACAAAAAAAGAAAAAGGUAACAACUUUUUCAGACUUUUGUUGUCCCUGUCCCAACUUUUUUAACAGCAUGUAUAUGGUAUCAAAUUUGUGGCUAUUGAGUUGUCUUUGAGAUAUUUUCAGUUAGAUACAAGGUUUAAACAUUUGCAAACCAUCAAAAUCAGUUUUUCUAGUUGGUAUUUUACAUAGCAUCCCAACUUUUUUUUUUUAUUGAGGUUGUGUAAUUGGUGCUAACAUAUACUAAUGUAGCAAACAUGAACCAGUACGUGUCUAAAACCUCUUUAAACUUCUAAUACUACUUUUGAAAAGAGUCGCUGGCAUAUCCCAAUCUCUGGACGUCGAAGCCAAUGGUUUUUACUUAUUAAGUUUUUCUUUCUCUUCCUCUCAGGGUUUCCUGUCAGACCUUCUGAAGAAGGCAAACAGAGACUAUGAUGAUAAGAAGCUCAAUGAGUACACCAAGACAAUUGUGAGUACUGUUAGGCAUAGCAUGUGUUUUGUGCUUGAAACUCUUAACUGAGGGAAAAUAAAAAUUAAUAGUUGAACUGGUAAUUUGAUUGUUUCAUAAAUAACAAUUUUAGCAUCUUACUUUCUCCUCUGGUUUACUUUGAGUGCCACAAUAGCAACAUGGUAUUUUGUAACCGAUACAGUUAGUAUGUAUGCUGUAGCGUAGCUGGCGUGGGGGCCGAUGGUGCGGCUGCCCUGGACCCACGGUAACGAGGGAGCCCACCUCCAGACUGAUGGUGAAAAAAACAAAGGCGCAAAGUCAGAAAGUCGGUCUCUUACAUACGAAAGAGGAUUAGGGCCACAUGAAGAGAAAAAAAUAGAGGAACGAGAUUAAAGCUGGAAUUUUGAGAUUAAAGUUUAAAUUUCAAGAUUGAAGUCAACAUGAAUACAGUCAAAUUUCGUGAAUUGAAUCGAAACUUUGAGAUUAAAGUUGAAAUUACAAGAUUAAAGUAGACGUAAAUAAAGACGAAAUUUCAUGAAUAAAGUCGUAAUGUUGAGAUUAAUGAUAAUGAAUCAACAGCAUUGUCGCUUGUCACUUGACAACAUGUCCUCUGUAGAAUAGUUUGUAAAGCUGUACUUUAGAAUUGGAUUUAGUAACAAGGAAAUCCUUGUUCUUUUAGCACACAAAAACGGUGUGGUCACAAGUACGCUGAGGCGCAGGCAUUACCGAAGCCGAGGACCCAGUGCGCUCUGCCACAUGGAUGGCUACGACAAAUUUCGAGAUUUUUGAGAUUAAAGUCAAAAUUUAAAGUCAAAAUGAAAUGCCAUAUGGCUUAAACCAAUAGACUAUAAGGGCCCACCACAAGUCCCCGCCCUUCUGCAAUGUGACACUGGCCCCGCGCCUGUAUGUGUGUGUUUAUGGGACCCUUCAUAAAGGUUUUAUUUUCAGUGAUUUGUCUGAUUAAUUCCAUUGAUCUUUUUUCAUGCAGCUGAGGAUGUUUGACCUCAAUGGUGAUGGUAAACUGGGUCUUUCUGAGAUGGCAAGGUGGGUAUGUUUGUCUGGGGGCUGUGCGUACAUUUCAACCUUUGUUCGAGGCAACUGAGUACAUGAACUUGCCUUUUUUUAUGCAGGCUUUUGCCAGUCCAGGAAAAUUUCUUGCUGAAGUUUGAGGUAAGAAUAACAUCAAAUUGAGAAAGCCCUGUUAAUCUGAUACAGAAAAGUCAAACAACAGAUAGAUAUUCAGAACAGCACAGUUUAACGGGAUUGGAUCACUAGAAGAGGAUUAUCUGUCAUCGAAGUCCUGAGUGGGCAUUCAGGACAUCAAAACAAAUGUGUUCUUACUUAUGAUAAAUCCUGUAGUAUUUGUAUUGCAGGGAUUUUUACAUAUUUUAAAGUAGGUUAUACCCCUGUUAUGUGUUCAAAACAGUGUUAAAGUCCCACUGAAUUGAUUUGAUAAUUUUUAGUUCUAACUUAAGUCCUGUGGGUUUAUGACAGAGAAAGUAGCUUAUGCCGUUGCACAAAUCCACAUUUAAUCUUACAACAUUAUUUGUGGAGUUCACUGACACUAUGUAGGCCAUUUUAAAGCUUAAAAGUUCAACAUUUGCUGUUCGGUAACAAUGUUAAUCUGCACAUACCUCCCACAUGUAUUUUGUCAUGUGUGUACAUGCUAGCUUCAGUGAACAGAUCCACAAUUCCUUUCGGACAGAGGAUUAAUCCGUCUGAUCAGGAUUAACUCAACUCUAGCCCCAGUUAUCAUAAUCUGCAUAGAUUAAUAUCAGUUCUGGAUCUGGCAGGGCUUUUAACACUCUCUAGAAAUAUCUUCCAUAGUUUCUCACAAUUUUCCCCCGUCUCUUUCUUUCUCACAGGGCAUCCGGCUCACAGUCAAAGAAUUUGAUUCUCUCUUCACCUACUAUGACAAGGUCAAAACAGCAGGCUUGUUUUGGAGUUUGCUUUCAUGUUACUGUGUCUGUCUGAUGGCUUUUGUGUAUAAAAUACAACGUUUUCAUAUUUUCUUUGAGAAUGUGUACAAUUUAUUUUGAUUUGAUUUGAUGACUGAUUGGGCCCUAAUCGUCAAUAACGCACCCAGGUAUUUUAAUUUAUUAUACAGUCAUUACAGUUGUUGAGAGCUGGUGUUAAGCUCUUUUCUAUUUUGAGAACAAAAGUUAAAUUUAAAUGUUUGAUAUCAGUACAAUACAUGAGUAAAGUUUCUGAUUGCAAGGUUAACGUGUGUUGAUGUAAUCCCCAGAUGGGACUACAGGGCGCUCUGAAUGACUUGUUCAAGAAGUCACACAAGAAUUCAGUGGGAUCAAUAUGAGAUUUGCUCAAAUAGUGACAUUACUACACAAUGAAUCUGCUUAAAAGAGCAGAUUUGUCAGUUUAUAAAAAGAAACCCUACUUUUUUAGCAUGGCAACAGUGAAAGAGGCUCCAGAAUGCAGGGUCCUGAAAUGCUGGGGGGGCUUAAUAGGAUAGUGGCUUUAAUGAAGCAUCUCAAACAGAGGCUGAAAUGAGGGUUUUCAAAGACAGCGGCCUGAACGUUAAGAAACUGGUUGAACUGUAAAUAAUGUAAAGCUGCUAAGAAGCUACCAGAGGGAGAAUAUAAUGAGAAAUAUGAGUAUAAUAUUCCCUCUUUAAUUAUCUGAAAGUGUUUGUUCCAGAUUUUAAGUCAAAUACAGCACACAGUCAUUGGAUAAAAUGUUGUUACUUCACCACUUACUGGUAACUAGUAACUGAGAAGUUGAUGAUGAUAAUUAAUAGUACCUUUUAUGUGUUGCAGUAUUGUGUUUUAAUGUAACAACUAGAUAGACAUUUAGUUUUCAAGCUACUACAUAUGAUAUGGCAUUGCACAAAAAUUUAGGAAACUAUUUAGGUUGAUAUGCUAGUUGUUAGUUGCUAGUAUGCUAACAAAUGUAGUUACUGGUUAACAUCAGGUCAUAUGAAACAGAGCCCAGGAAUCUGUAUUCUUUCUGUCACACUGAAUAAAAUCAUUAAUUUUCUCGUUUGUCGUCUCUUUUUCCAGGAUGGUAAUGGCUACAUUGAUGAGCAGGAGCUGGAUGCUUUGCUGAAGGACCUCUGUGACAAAAACAAAAUGGUAAUGAAUAGUUAGCCUAUUGAUUGAUCAGUUCAGGUUACUUUUCCACCUGCCAAAUAUAGAGCAGAGCUGGAAAAGCUGUCUGAGCUGUCCCUGCAGUGUACUGUAAGUUUGCACCAUGUAUAAAGCACCUUAAAAACCUCUGUGUGCCCCUUGUGUCAUUCCUGUCAGGACGUGGGCUCGACAGGACUGUCGGGCUACAAGAAAAGCAUCAUGGCUCUGUCUGAUGGAGGGAAACUGUACCGCACCGAGCUGGAAAUCGUCCUCUGUCGGGACUCAUCACUGUGAUCACCCCCGCCUGGAACCCUGACACCCCCUUGUCCCCCACCCAUCCAUGGCCUCCUCCUUCCUACCUCCUGAUGUAAUCUGGUGCAUGUCUGACCCUUAACUUCGCUUAACAAUUUAGAGUAAAAACAAAAAGUGCUCCUGAGAGCCUGAAGUGUAACUUUGGCCCUGCAGAUUUAGCUUUCUACCCCUCUGAGGUUCUUCUUUUUGCUCUUUUUUUAAUCUUUAAUGCCAUCACACAUUGAAAUUGCCAUAACUACUUCAUGGAUAUGUUGUGUUUUUAUUUAUUUGACUUAUAUGCAUUUGUAUUUUUUACAUUCAUCGAUAAAUGUUCCUCUUCCACUUCAUUUAUUUAUUCUGUUUAAUUUAAUAUGAUCCUGGUUUAUUUUGAUGAGGCUUGUACUGUUCUAUUAAAGAUAUAUUAAAGAUAUAAUGAGAGAAUGAAUAAAUAUAUCAUGACAACUCUU